GGCUUGGUGUGCAGCUAUCAGCUUCCGGCCGGUAGUGUCAAACUGCAGCGUGGAGUUGUACAGAUAAUGGCUUUGCAUUGUUGUGUUCCGUGUUGUGUGUCUGAUUCUCGGUAUGAUCUCGAGAAAAAAAUGUCUUUUCAUCGCUUUCCCAAAGAAGCAAAGAUGAGGAAAGAGUGGGUGCAGAAAAUAAGAAGAGAUAUCGGUCCUAAUUUUCAGAUUACAGAUAAUACGAGGGUGUGCAGUAACCAUUUCAAAAAUGUUAACUUCAUAAAGACUCUAACCGGAAAACGUACACUAAUAGCUGGGACUGUGCCAACGAUUUUCGAGUGGACUACUGAAAAACCUCCAAGGCCCACCUUGAAAAGGAGACAUCGUGCCAGCAUUGUUUCAGUCGUGGAUGAUGACCCCAUGGAUGGCACAUAUCUGGAUCAUAGUAUAGACAAACCCCCAAAGGCACGAUUUGAUGCAUCUCUUGUCCGUCUGACCAAGAGGUUCAUGGAUAUGUUGCAGGCUGCUCCAGAAGGCAUUUUGGAUUUAAAUAAUGUAGCACGGACUUUGGGAGUACGGAAGAGAAGACUCUAUGAUAUCACCAAUGUAUUGGAUGGAAUUGAGCUUAUUCAGAAACGAACAAAAAAUCAUAUACAAUGGGUCGGUUCAAGUCUCGGCAGUGGUCUAAAAUGUGAAAUGAAAAAGCAUGAGCUGAAGAAUGAGCUGAUGGACUUAACUGCAAUGGAAGAAGCUCUAGAUGAAGUCAUCAAAGACUGCGCUCGUCAGUUAUUUCAAUUAACGGAUCAAAAUGAAAAUGCUAAAGCUGCUUAUGUAACAUAUCAGGAUAUCCACAGAGUUCAAGCCUUUGAAGAGCAGGUUGUAAUUGUAAUCAGGUCUCCCGAGGAAACAAAAUUGGAGGUCCCCCAUCCUAAAGAGGAAAACAUUCAGAUUCACAUAAAGAGUUCCAAGGGUCCUGUUGAUGUGUUCCUGUGUGAGGUAGACCAGAGAGAUGAGUCCCAGCAGAAUAUUGAUGCCGAGGGCACAAGGACCUUUUUAACACUAGAGAGCAGCAUACACACACACUGCCCGUUGAUAAAGAUCUGCCAAUAAAAUCAUUAACUGUAAAACGAGUGUGCUUGGAAAAUUCAGAGAAUUGUUUUCACAUGGGUCUAAGAAGAACCACAAGAAGACUCCUAGAGCCUGCGAAUGUUGGCACUAAAAUUAACAUUUAAUCAUCUGAGAUGUUGACUGGAAAUCAAUGAAAUUUGGGUUGUUUUGUCAUUUUUUGUUGUUGUUUUUUUCAUAAUCUAAAUAAAACCACAAGGACCUUAUGAAAAGGCUGUUUAUUUGUAAUAUUGCUAUAGUAUCAAAAUAAGCCUCCCAAAAUCUAAAUGUAUUUAUCUUGAAUAACAGAUUGUAUAUCUUAGAAAAGGUAUGGGAGGGUUAAUAAUAAUAAUAAUAAUAAUAAUAAUAAUAAUAAUAAUAAUAAUAAUAAGUCUUCUGGAAAGCAGUAAAUCAUGUUUCUAUCAUUGCUUUCGAUUACUUUCAGCCAGUCAUUCUGCAUCUUGGGUGUCUGGCAGACGUGGCAAAUUCACUGAUAAGGUCACUAACUUUUUCACCUCAUAAUACUGAUCUACUAGGUUACAAUGAAAUGUUGCAUCCCUCAGUUUGUUUAUCUGUCUUUCGAGUACCUUGGUUCAGAUUAAUGUAACUUAAUGUAAUCUCAGAAACAAAAACUAUCACUGUUCAAUAAAAAUGUU
Messenger RNA from Acipenser ruthenus (sterlet), 1748 nucleotides. Its product is annotated as transcription factor E2F6-like. Gene Ontology annotation, molecular function: RNA polymerase II cis-regulatory region sequence-specific DNA binding; protein dimerization activity; DNA-binding transcription factor activity, RNA polymerase II-specific. Lineage: Eukaryota; Metazoa; Chordata; Actinopteri; Acipenseriformes; Acipenseridae. The transcript is spliced from 8 exons. The coding region runs from base 67 to 1098 and encodes 343 amino acids. Gene Ontology annotation, cellular component: RNA polymerase II transcription regulator complex. The record is from RefSeq and is a predicted model, not a curated record. Gene Ontology annotation, biological process: regulation of transcription by RNA polymerase II.